AUGAUAUUAGCUGCCCUCACUGUCGUUCUCUACUUCAACAUCCGUGAAUACAUCGGCGCGCGGGAUCAGCUCAACCUGCCCAGGGUCGCGGUUGAUCUCGGCUACGCCAAUUAUUCAGGAAAUGUGCUGCCAAGCGGGGUGAAUCAGUUCCUGGGGAUGCGCUAUGCUGCGCCCCCAAUAGGAAACUUGAGAUGGCGAGCACCACAAGAUCCAGAAAAGAAAGAGGGCACAACAGAUGCUAUUGAAUUUGGUUCGAUUUGUCUCGCAACAGACGCGUCUUACCCCACGGCAGGACAAGAUGAAGACUGCUUGUUUGUCAAUGUUUGGUCGCCCAACAACACAACACCAGACUCGAAACUGCCCGUAUGGUUGUUCAUCCAAGGUGGAGGCUACACCUCCAAUGCUAAUCCAAACUGGAACGGCUCUCAAGUGGUUGAAACUUCGGGCAAGAACAUCGUUUUCGUCGGCUUUAAUUACAGAGUUGGUUUGUGGGGGUUUCUGGCGAGUGAGCGGGUACGAAAAGACGGCGAUCUCAACGCUGGACUCCUCGACCAGCGACUGAUGAUGAAAUGGGUCAAGACUCAUAUUUCAAAGUUCGGUGGUGACCCGGAUCACGUCGUCAUUCAUGGAGUCUCUGCAGGCGCCGGCUCAGUCGCCCUUCAUCUCACAGCACACGGCGGAAAGGAUGAGAAGAUGUUUGUAGGAGCCAUGGCCGAAUCCGUAUUUUUCCCCGCCCAGCCACGCGUAAACGAGCUCGAAUAUCAAUUUAACAAGACGACGGAGAACUUGGGCUGCAAAGACGAAAAGGAUCAAAUGGGUUGCUUACGUGGCAAGGACAUCAAGGCGAUACAGGAAGCCAACGCAGGAUCGCCAUUCCCUGGACGACAACUGAACCCGCAUUUCUACUGGACCCCCUGCAUAGACGGAGAUCUCAUUCAAGACUACCCAUACGCCAUGUACGACAAGGGGAAGUUCAUCAAAGUCCCUGUGCUUUUCGGGACUGGAUCGAAUGAGGGAUCUGUCUUCGCAGCAAACGUCGAGACUCAAGAUCAGUUCGUAAACUUCAUGAUAGAUAACUACCCGAAACUCGGUCAGAACCAAACCGACACUAUGCUCGAGAAGUAUCCCAUCCUGCCCGCCCUGCCAAACCAUAACGCCUGGUUUCCCUCAGCGAGCCAAGCAUACGGCGAGACGACGUUCAUCUGCCCGGCCAACAACAUCCUAAACGCCUAUGCUGCCUCGAAUCUGUCGAGCGCGAGUUGGUCCUACCGCUUCAACGUACAGGACGAGACGAACACCGCCUCCGGACUCGGCGUCCCGCACGUCUUCGAGGCCCCGGCCAUCUUCGGCAUCGACGCCUGCCCGACGCCCGACAGCUUCCGCACGUACAACAAGCCCGUCGUGCCCAUCAUGAUGAACUACUGGAUCUCGUUCAUCCGCAACCUGGAUCCGAAUGUGCACAAGCUGGCGGACACGCCGGAAUGGAAGACGUGGGGAGGCAAGAACAACCAGUCGCGACUCGUCUUCGAGAUCAACAACAACCGCAUGGAGAACGUCGACGACGGCCAGAAGGAUCGAUGCGACUUUUGGAAGGGUGCUGCGGAGGUCAUGGAGCAAUAG
Molecule: messenger RNA, 1620 nt
Organism: Colletotrichum chrysophilum
Lineage: Eukaryota; Fungi; Ascomycota; Sordariomycetes; Glomerellales; Glomerellaceae
Exons: 7
Coding region: 1-1620 (539 amino acids)
Molecular function (GO): carboxylic ester hydrolase activity
Source: RefSeq, a predicted model, not a curated record